Messenger RNA from Gossypium raimondii (Peruvian cotton), 1613 nucleotides. RefSeq lists its product as uncharacterized. The record is from RefSeq and is a predicted model, not a curated record. Bases 153 to 1385 code for a protein of 410 amino acids. The transcript has 6 exons. Gene Ontology annotation, cellular component: membrane. Lineage: Eukaryota; Viridiplantae; Streptophyta; Magnoliopsida; Malvales; Malvaceae.
AGAAUUCUCAACUGUUCGUCACCCCCUCUGUCAUCUCCUCAGCUACCAGUCAAUCAUUUAAUUUUCCUUUUUAUCUUUGGUUUUUAAUUUCCUAAUAAUUACUUGAAUUCAAUCUGUUUAUCCGAUUCUUAGAUUGAGGGAGUUUGAGAGAGAUGUCGUGCUUAGCUUCUUGCUGUGCUGCGUCCACAUGCGGCCUUUGCUCAACGGUGGCGUCUGGGAUCUCCAGAAAAUCAGCCAGGCUUGCUUAUUGUGGUCUCUUUGGGCUUUCCCUUAUCGUUUCAUGGAUUCUUCGAGAAGUUGGUGCACCUCUUUUGGAGAAGUUACCUUGGAUAAAGAGUUCUACUCAGACAAAAACAUGGUAUCAAGAACAGGCAGUACUUCGUGUCAGCUUGGGGAAUUUCUUGUUUUUUGCUAUACUAGCUCUAAUAAUGAUUGGUGUCAAGGACCAAAAUGACAGACGUGAUUCAUGGCAUCAUGGUGGAUGGACUGCAAAGAUGGUGAUCUGGAUUUUGCUUGUGAUCCUUAUGUUCUUCCUUCCCAAUGUUGUCAUCACAGUCUAUGAAAUACUAUCAAAAUUUGGUGCGGGCAUGUUUUUAUUGGUUCAAGUGAUUAUAUUACUUGAUUUUACGCACUCAUGGAAUGAUGCCUGGGUUGAAAAAGAUGAACAGAAAUGGUAUAUUGCUUUACUUGCUGUAUCAAUUGGUUGCUACCUUGUAGCAUUUGCGUUCUCUGGCAUUUUGUUUAUAUGGUUCAACCCUUCUGGUCAUGACUGUGGUCUCAAUGUCUUCUUUAUUGUCAUGACAAUGGUUCUGGCAUUUUCUUUUGGAGUUAUAGCUUUGCAUCCUGCGGUGAAUGGCAGUCUUUUGCCUGCUUCUGUGAUAUCAGUUUACUGUGCUUAUGUGUGCUACACGGGUCUCUCCAGUGAACCUAGAGAUUAUGUAUGCAAUGGUCUCCAUAAUAAAGCCUCAGCUGUUUCACUUAGUACUCUUAUUCUUGGGAUGCUCACGACAGUUCUCUCAGUUAUCUAUUCCGCUCUUCGUGCUGGAUCCUCAACGACAUUUUUAUCACCACCAUCUUCCCCAAAAGCAGGUACAAAGAAACCACUUUUAGAAGGGGACGACGUUGAAGAAGGCAAGGAAACAAAGGAGAAAGAAGCUCGACCAGUUAGUUAUUCCUAUUCAUUCUUCCACCUGAUCUUUGCCUUGGCAAGCAUGUACUCUGCUAUGCUUCUUUCCGGAUGGACCAGCUCAUCUGACAGCUCAGAUCUUGUAGAUGUUGGCUGGACAUCAGUCUGGGUACGAAUCUGCACCGAAUGGGUCACUGCUGCACUCUACGUUUGGACCCUUGUGGCACCUUUGAUUAUCCCCGACCGUGAGUUCUUCUAGACUUUUAUUUCAGCAACAUAUCUAGCUAUUCUAGAAGCUAUUAGCAUCUAAAUAGUAUAUAAAGCUACUCAUUUCUUAGAACUAUCAAAUGUUCUGUUGACUUUCCUUCCUUUUGUUGGAAAGCAAUGGUUGUAGAUAGUGAAGCUAGGUUUAUUUGUUUGUUUGUUGUGUCCUGCAUACAAAAUCAGCAUGAUGAAUGUAUAAAUACAAAAUUGUUAUUGUAGAUUA